This is a messenger RNA of Anneissia japonica, 1266 nucleotides long. Its product is annotated as sideroflexin-5-like. The transcript is spliced from 3 exons. Gene Ontology annotation, molecular function: monoatomic ion transmembrane transporter activity. The coding region runs from base 841 to 1125 and encodes 94 amino acids. Gene Ontology annotation, cellular component: mitochondrial inner membrane. Lineage: Eukaryota; Metazoa; Echinodermata; Crinoidea; Comatulida; Comatulidae. Gene Ontology annotation, biological process: monoatomic ion transport; mitochondrial transmembrane transport. The record is from RefSeq and is a predicted model, not a curated record.
CCCUCAAUGUAUAUUUGGUUAAAAUUUCAGCAAAAUCCAAGAUGGUCACUGUGGAGCCCCUGGUUGAGUUGGCAUGGUACGACUCAGUCAUUACAUUGUAUUGAAAGAAUAUUAUUUGUGAGCCAAUGAUUAAGAAGUUUGGCUUCAAAAAUCAUUACACAAAAAUUUAAGAUAAGCACAGUAGUUGGAACUGGGUUUUACAUGUAGGUCUAAAUACAUUCCCAGAAAAACCCCGCAAUUUUCAUUUAUUUCCAUAAGCGCUCCUUCAAUUUCCACUCUGUUUUCAUAAGUGCCCUGUUUGAAUAAGCGCCCUGUCUGAAUAAGCACCCCUCAAAAAGGGCAAAAAAUAUUUUAAGCGCCCAGGCGCAUAUUCGCGCGAGUACGGUCAGUUUCAUGGUCAGAGGCUCAAAACAUUUUUUUGCAGGCCUGGAUAUUUGUACAGUAUUUAAAAUUGAAUAUAGCACUGAAUGUGGCUUUUUGAAAUAUCAUAGCUCCUGGAAAAAAAAAAAUUCUUUUUUUUUAAAAGCUUGCUGUUAAGAUUUUUGACUGGUUUGGGAAAGACAUUUUUUGUUUGCCUUAUUUGUAUGAUUAGUAGUGAUAAUGAACUAUGAUCAUCAAGACCACUACAGAAAACAGCCUUCAAUUUUACUAUCCUAAAUGCUGUCAAUAACAUUAAUUUAACCACUUGUUUGUGGUAAAGUGUAGCAUGGUAUUUAUUUUUGAUCUUCUUUGUGAUUGAUAAUAUUUUGGUAUUCUUUGAUACUGUUAGUAACAUAUUUUUGGUGGUUAAAUCAGUUAUUGUUAAAAUGUUUUCAGUGGUUAAAUCAGAGUCACAAUGCUAUGGUGAAUUAUUCCAAUAGAAAUGCAAGCAAGGAGACGCCAAUGGGUAGGUUUGUAAUGGGGUACAUUGGAGCUGUAGGGAGUGCUUGCUCAAUAGCGGUGAGUUUGAAUGUGUUGCUGAAACGUGCAACAAAGUUGAAAACCAGUACCAAGUUCUUUGUGCAGAGGUUUGUUCCAUUCCCUGCUGUGGGUAAGUCAUGGAUCUAUAUAUUAGACCAAUACUUUACUGAGAUUGGCAUUAUUCAGAAUUACAUAUUUAAUAUGCAAAAUAAUUCUAUGAUUUAAAAUAUAUUACUUUAGACCAAAGAUUACAAGAUUGGAAAAAAUCCAGUCAUUUAGAGUAAGAUAUACAAUAGUUCUGAAUGCAGAAAAAAAGCAAAAUUGAAAACAGGGAAUUGAUUGUACAGGAAGAUUUGGUGGUAUGGU